AUGGUUAGCGGCCCAUCGGGUUCCGCUUUUGCUUACCACGAACCAGCUAUUGCCACUGUACUCAAUCUAACGGGGUUCCUCCUCGCCUUGAACCUUAUCAAUGUCUGCCUCAACAAGUUCAUCUACUGUGGCCUUGUUGGUCAGCUGUUCGUCGGUAUUCUCUGGGGAUCGCCUGGAGCGAAGUGGCUGGAUAGUCCGACAGAGACCAUCGUCCAACAGCUGGGUUACCUCGGGCUAAUCAUGCUGGUGUAUGAAGGUGGCCUUUCAACAUCAAUUAAGUCUGUGAGAGCAAACCUUUCUCUUUCUAUAUGUGUCGCAAUCACGGGGAUCGGCACCCCGAUGGCUUUAUCCUUCGUCCUGAAGGAUCUUGUAUCGGCGAGCUCUCUCCAGUCCUUCGCUGCUGGUGCAGCUCUCAGUGCUACCAGUCUUGGAACUACGUUCACAAUUCUGUCAUCAACAGAUUUGAUCGCCACACGUCUGGGUACUGUCACUACUAGCGCUGCCAUGUUAGACGACGUUGUUGGGCUCGUAAUGGUCCAGAUCGUCUCGAAUUUUGGUGGGGGCGUUUCGUCAUUUGGCCCUCUCACUGUCAUUCGGCCUAUACUUGUCUCUGUUGGAUUUGCCCUUGGUCUCUUCCUUUUGUGUUCUUUCUGUCUGAAGCCGGUUUUCAAGAAAGUGCUUGCCGCCAAAAACCAACUGCCUGGUUUUACGGGAACCGUGCAGUUUGCCUUCUUUGCGCAGACAUGUCUUCUAAUUGGAACUGUCGCUGGUGCCACAUAUGCGGGAACCUCGAGCCUCUUUGCUGCUUAUCUGGUCGGGGUUAUCGUCUCCUGGUUCGAUGAGCUGGUUGUAGACUCAAACACGCAAAAUAUCUCUCCGGUUCCCAGUUCUACCCAGCCAAGCUCAAGAACCCCAAGUCAUCAACAUCCCAAACCUUCUAUAUCUCGAGGAGCCUCCACGAGAAACCGUGCAGAGCAAUGUGCCCAUAUGCCCUCCACUGCAUCGACCGCGUUCCAGCACAUUCCGGAUCAGGGCAAGGGACCAACAGGGGAAAUGGUGUAUCAGAAAUACUACAGGGAGCCCGUUAACCGAAUUCUUGUUCCUUUCUUUUUUGCAUCAAUUGGAUUCGCUAUUCCCAUCACUCAAAUGUUCCAAGGCAGAGUUGUAUGGCGUGGCAUUAUCUACGCUAUUCUAAUGGUAUUCGGCAAGCUGGUCACUGGGUUAUGGCUUGUUCGCUUCUCACUACGUCCAACCUUGAACCUGAUGUCGAGGGCCACGAAACCAUUUUCCUAUGUUUAUUUCUUCUGCGCCUCCCGCAUAUCUACCAAAAGGAAACAGAAGAGAAAAACAACGCAUCCAGCAAAGCAACGUCAAUCGUUCAGGGGCCACACAACCGACCCACAAAAUAACAAUGCCGAUCAGCAGGAUAGGGGCGCGAUAAUAAUGUCGCCAGCUGGGUCCCCUGGUCAAUUUGAAUUACCUUCCGCAUCUGAAAAUUAUGCCCCGAAUGAGGGUCCUUCUGCCUCUCUCCCUCCCAAGCCAAAAUCGUUAUAUCCACCUUCCAUUCUAGGGCUUGCAAUGGUUGCCCGAGGGGAGGUUGGAUAUCUCAUUGCUUCACUCGGUCAGAGUAAGGGGAUAUUCUCCAGCGAAUCCUCCGAAGACUUCGGCGAGAUUUACUUGGUGAUACUCUGGGCGAUCUCAAUUUGUACACUCAUUGGGCCGAUCUCUGUUGGAGCUCUUGUCAAAAGGGUGAAGAAGCUACAGCGAACACAGAAUGACUCUGAUGUCAAUCCGUUGGGAAUUUGGGGGAUAUAA
Penicillium lagena is the source of this 1815-nucleotide messenger RNA. Its product is annotated as cation:proton antiporter. Lineage: Eukaryota; Fungi; Ascomycota; Eurotiomycetes; Eurotiales; Aspergillaceae. Gene Ontology annotation, cellular component: membrane. Gene Ontology annotation, molecular function: antiporter activity. Bases 1 to 1815 code for a protein of 604 amino acids. The transcript is spliced from 3 exons. The record is from RefSeq and is a predicted model, not a curated record. Gene Ontology annotation, biological process: proton transmembrane transport.